CUUCCUUUGUGCAAUAUUCAGCAACAAUUACAUUAGAACAAAAACAGAAAAAAACUCAAAUCUCAAAUCUUUGCUGUACAAAAUUUAAGUAACAGACAUCUUAGGAUGCCUAUCAGCCAACACGAUCUUGCCCGUUUUGCCAGCGCCCCGGGCAGUUGCCCUCGGAUCAGCAUGAGCAACUCGAGCAAUACGUAUCUCAGCUAUUCGGAUCUAGAUCUGGGCAGCAAGUUUUGCGGCGGAGGAUCCCUGAGGACGGAACCUAGCUGCGAUCACUGGAAGUUCUGCGAAAAGGUGCCCAAUCGCUCAGACGUGGAGGCCGACUCAUUGGGCUGUCCUGUGGGCCUCGUCUGCUCAAAUGCCACUGUAAACAAUCCCUGCGGAUGUUCUCCCAAGCAGCAGGAGGCGAAUGUUCUUAACUUCGCCACCUAUCUGAAGGCAUUCGCCUUGAUUUAUGUCCUGCCCGAAACGGACUGGACGGCAGAGAAGAUCGACAUGCUGCUGGAGGAGGGCACGGAUUUAUUUCGGGCCAGCUCGGAUGUGAAUCAAGGGCACGACGACCCCGACGAACACAAACUACUGGAGCCGGAGAUCUACACCAACGAAGAGAAGCGGAUCAAGAGAAAUUUCAACCUAGAAGGCCACACCUUUACUUUGGCAUUGGAACCCCGCUAUCUAGGGGUAGGAUCAAAGCCCCUGGACCAGCAGCCGCCGCAUAUCAUCAAAAAUCUAGGGACAAUUUUACAGAGUUUCUUCAAGUCCAGCCGCUACUGUCUUCUUCUCACCCGAGUGGGUCACCUGCUCAUCUGGCGGCGUAGACGGGUUUUUUUCGUCCUUGACGUUAAGGGCAGAGCAAAGGACGACCUGGCAACCGUAAAGGAUAACGGAGUGGCAAUGCUGGUAUGCCUGAAGUCCAUUGAUAAUGUUGUCCAUCUGGCCAGUAACUUGAGCGGAAUCUCUCCGCGAGAUGAGUUCAGCAUCCGGGAACUGGUGGUUGUGCGCCUAGAGACCCCGGAUGGACGCAUCUAUAUGCGCGACACCAGCCAUCGAUCCAUCGAAUUCAAGGUGGUAAACAAGAGUUAUGCCUAUCUGAAGGGCACUCUGCACCUAUCGUUAAACAAAGACGAUCCGGUGAGGAAUCGCAGUAGCCUGAUGGUGGCCGUGGGCUCGGUCCUGGCCAGCAAAAUCGAUCACCCGGCCAACUGGGACACUAAUAUGCUGGAUCGUUUAAUCAGCUAUGGAGUGGAAUUGUGCAGAAGUUGCUGGUCGGAUUGCUUGAGGGAUCGACGACCCAUUGACCUGGACACCUUUCCGACCCAACUUCGAAUGGGACAGUUUGUGUUGGAGCUAAAGCUAAUUCCGAAUGUGAGAACGGGUCACUGGAGGUGUGGCGUCCGCAUCAUUGGUACCGAUUUCGAAGCUCACGUCUCGCAGGCUCUCAAGGAGCUUGGCAACGUGGUGUUCCAGAUCAACAAUCAGAUGUAUGCCAUUUGGCUUAAGGAUGGAUUCUAUUACCUCGUCGAUCCCUAUCGACACACCAUCGUGGGCACCCAUGUGGCGGAAGACAAGGCUGAGGGCGCCAAGUGGGCCACGGUGCGCAUGUUUCGCGACCAGCUGACCAUGCUCAGCGUGUUCCACCAGCUGCUGAAGGAGUCCAACCGGCAGUCUGCCUACUAUGUCCACGUGGUGCGUAUACGUAAUCUCGCCGAGUGUCCAGAGGGAUACGCCCUAUUGCCGAUGCCCGAUGGGAAGGACAGCUGCGAAGUGAAGUCCUUGAACGAGACCAUAUUCUUCAAUGAGCAGCAAUGCGUCAGAGUGUGUAACAAAUCCCUGGCGGAGAUCAGCGACUAUGAGGAGGAUGUGGUUAGUCUUCUUACAGAUAAAUCCGACAUUGAUCACUUUCAAGUCCUGGAUGAGCAACAGAAUGGAGGGGCAGAGUGCGAGUUUUGUGAGGAAGAGUUCCGCACGGAACCCUUAAAGAGACGACCAAAGGGCAAAAAUACUAAUUCGAAAAGCAGAGUGGGCCUUUCCAAAAGAGAGCAAGACAUAAAGGACACCUCCGGCAAAAUGUUACCUACUGCCAGUAGGACACCAAAUGAUAAAGACUCUCCAAGAUUGGAUAAAAAGAGUAGGUCUGCAAACAGGCAAGCAGGUGGCAGAUCCUCAUCCACAAAGUCACCUGGACUUACCAAAUCUAGAGAAAAUACAUCAAAUAGGAUUGCAAAAAGAAGUGUGCUCCCCUCUAAGCAAACUGAACUCGGGACCCAUUUUCCUCCAUCAAAGGCUCCUGUAAAGACCACACCUAACGUAGCACCACCUUCUGGAAGGAUUGUGAGAAGCACUAUUAAGACCAGGGAAGUUGGUGGCAGAUCGUCUAAUCGUUCUCAGAACAACACUCUUGGACGUUCUAGAUCUAGAGAAGAGCCAUUUCCUGAGAGGAUUACAACAAAAAAAAUGCAGUUCAAAAGGCAGGCUGGAGGCAUGUGUUCUAGAGAUCCUCUUUCCACUUCCCCCGAACGUUGCAAACCUAGAGAAGGGUCUUCUCCUGAUAGAACUAUAAAAAAGAUUGUGAAAUCAUCCAGACAAACUGGUGGCACAGUUUGCAGUCCUCCUCCGGAUGUGUCCUCACUACGAUACAGAUCCAAGGAAGAUGUUACACCUGGAAAGAUUAUGAUAAAAUCAGAAAAUACUAAGGACAGUGGCUCACCCAUAAAGUCCCAUUUACGUUCCAAGUCUAGAAACAGGUCACCUGGUAAGUUUUCCCCACGCGGAACUCCAUCAAGGAAGAUGGCACCCAAAGUAGAUGAUUCCAAGGGAGCAAACCCCGCCCUCGACUUAUCAAUCACCAAAGAAGCCAUUCGUACACAGGUAGCAAAUAAGGAAGCAAGCGACAGAAAAGGAGUAAUUGCCAGCAAGGGAGUAAUGCUUCUCCGCAAAGUAAAUAUGAAAACGGACACCGCCAUUGAACCGUCGAAAAAGGAGGCGACUCAAACCCACAUACUGCAGCAAUCCGUGGAUAAGUCAAAAAGUCUGGGCGUAGCUCCUUUGGCCGCAGCCCACCUGAAUACACCGGCGGCCUCAAACUUUGUUAACGAACUAGACCAAAAGGAAAAACCCCCUUAUCCAAAGAUGAAUGUUCGGAAUGCAGAGCAAUCUAUCGAACAUCCCAAAAACUGUUGCUGUCGCGAUGCCGAGGAGGAUUCCAUGGAGGGAAUCGGGUCCCGAAUGCCGGUCAAAUUUCCCGGCUUUAGUCGAGCGCCCCAUCUCCUCGCCGUCGCCGGAUCCGAGAGUGGAACCGUGGAGAGCCUGAACCGGGUGCUGAGCUCCGCCUUCAAAGUGGCCAACCGGGUGCUCACGAUGACGCCGUGGGGAAACUACGUGGUCUUCAGGCAUCAUCCCACCAACAGGUCGGCGGCCACGUGGUUCUAUGUUUUCGAUGGCUGCACCUGCGACAUCGAUCGCUUCCGCCACCUCGAUCUGUCCACGGGCACGGCUGGAUUGAUCGCUUUCCGCAAGCAAUCCGAGGUUGUGUGCCACAUUAUCGAUUCGCGGGAGGAGAAGGCCCUCAAGAUGCUGCGCUCCGGAAUGGAGGAUCCUCCCCACAAGAGGAUACAAAGGCUGUUGGCUCGCUGACACUCGAUAUGAUCGCCUUUAGACAUUCACUUGUAGAGAAUGAAAUUUUAAGUAAACUAAACGAAAUUAGAAGGAAUUCAUGGCAAAUAUAAUUUUCGAAUCCUCAUUUCGAUUGU
This is a messenger RNA of Drosophila melanogaster (fruit fly), 3746 nucleotides long. It is a transcript of the gene ms(3)76Cc, whose product is annotated as male sterile (3) 76Cc. The transcript has 2 exons. NCBI's taxonomy places the organism in Eukaryota, Metazoa, Arthropoda, Insecta, Diptera, Drosophilidae. The record is from RefSeq and is marked reviewed. The coding region runs from base 106 to 3630 and encodes 1174 amino acids.